Messenger RNA from Anopheles cruzii, 1593 nucleotides. Its product is annotated as fork head domain-containing protein crocodile-like. The transcript has a single exon. Gene Ontology annotation, molecular function: DNA-binding transcription factor activity, RNA polymerase II-specific; RNA polymerase II cis-regulatory region sequence-specific DNA binding. Gene Ontology annotation, biological process: regulation of transcription by RNA polymerase II; cell differentiation; anatomical structure morphogenesis. The coding region runs from base 1 to 1593 and encodes 530 amino acids. The record is from RefSeq and is a predicted model, not a curated record. Lineage: Eukaryota; Metazoa; Arthropoda; Insecta; Diptera; Culicidae.
AUGCACACGUUGUUCAGUGACCAGCGCCAUUAUGGGCACGGGCAGGCCGGUUACCCGUCGAACGGCCCAACGAUGGCCUCGGCGGCGGCGGCUCACCACUACACCUACGACCAGUACUCGCGGUACGCGUACGCCGGUUCGGCGUAUGCCCUGGCCGCUCCGCACCAGAGCAAGGAGAUGGUGAAGCCACCGUACUCCUACAUCGCCCUCAUCGCAAUGGCCAUCCAGAACUCGUCGGACAAGAAGAUUACGCUGAACGGCAUCUACCAGUACAUCAUGGACCGGUUCCCGUACUACCGGGACAACAAGCAGGGCUGGCAGAACUCGAUCCGCCACAACCUCAGCCUGAACGAGUGCUUCGUGAAGGUGGCGCGCGACGACAAGAAGCCGGGCAAGGGCAGCUACUGGACGCUCGACCCGGACUCGUACAACAUGUUCGACAACGGGUCCUUCCUGCGGCGGCGCCGUCGGUUCAAGAAAAAGGACGCCCUGAAGGAGAAGGAAGAGCUGAUGAAGCGCCAAAGUUUGCUGCUGGAAGACAAGAUGGGCGACCUGAAGCCGCUCAAGAUUAUGGCGGGUGGCGGUGGCGUGGGUGUGGUGGGUGGCGGUGGAGGUCACCACGGGCACCAGGUGCACCAUCCAACGCUGGACGGGAAAAUGAUGCAUCAUCACCAUCACCAUCACCACCACCAGGCGCUAGGACAUCACCAUCAUCCGCAUCAGACGUUCAAGCGGGAACCGGGGCUAGAGUUGGCGGCCGCCGCCCAGUGUAUGGUGAAGGAUGGGUUGACGUCCACGCUGCUGAAUACCUGUCACGACACCUUUGCGACGCAGAUGAACCACCUCUCGUCGGCGGCCGCCGCCGCUGCCGUCGGCAGUGAUCACGGAUUCACCGUGGACUCGCUGAUGAACGUGUACAACCCGCGGCUCCAUCACGCGGCCAGCUAUCCGUAUCACUUUAACGACGACAAUCUGAUGGGCACGACGGUAGGUGGAGGGCCCGGAGGGCAGUUGGCGGUCGGGCGGCAUCAUCACAGUGCGACGCACCACCCGCCACCGCACGGCGGCUGGUAUACGCCGGAAACGCCACCCGAAUCGAUCGGAAACACAUCCGGCAGCUCGACCACCACCCCAACCACCCUGCCUUCGGUGACGGUCACCCCGACGGGUGGUCUGGGUGGCGGUGGACUAGGACUCGGCGGUGGCAACGGCGGAGGUCUCUCAGUGCACGGCAGCAUCAGUGGUGGGCUAGGAUCGGGCGGUAGUAACGGUGGUGGCGGUGGGUUCCGGGACAUGGUGUUCGAUCACCAUCACGGGCACGGGUCGGUGGUGGCCGCCGCAGCCGCCGUCGCCGUCAACUGUCAGAUGGUGGAACCGGCCGGAAGCCCCGGCGGCCACAGCCUCACGUCCGCCAGCCCGCCCAUGAAUUCGGCCGCCGCAGCGGCGGCGGCAGCAGCAGCGGCAGCAGCGGCCGCUGCAGGUACCGGAAGCGGCGGUCAUCACCUGGGCGGAAACCUCGGCAGCCACCACCUUGGCCACUAUCGGUCGCACGUCGGUUACUACCAGGAUUGCGGGCUGAAGUACGGUGUGUAA